Molecule: messenger RNA, 3571 nt
Organism: Linum trigynum
Lineage: Eukaryota; Viridiplantae; Streptophyta; Magnoliopsida; Malpighiales; Linaceae
Source: the annotation of a GenBank genome assembly
UUUCAAAUCACUAAUUAUUGAUGUAUAUUUGAAAUUUACCAAUAAUUGUAUUUGAAAUUCACUCAUGUAUCUGGUACAAAUCCAAAUACCAUAUUUAAUUAGUAUCCAAACAAAACACUUCAGUAUUUGGAAUUCCAAAUCUCAAAUACCAACUCUAAACCCCCCUAUCCAAACAACACCCUCAAAGAGAGAUAUAUAGUAUUAGUAUUGAUAGACGAAUAAUCACUUAUAACAUAUACUUCAUUUUAUAAAUAUUUUUGCAACCACAAAUUCAACUGCGAUUAUUUAGCUAUUGGCUAGCCAAUUGGCAAUUACACAAUUUGAUUCAUAAAUAGUCAAUGCAAUAGAAAAAGGAAGAAAAAUAAAUAUAUUCUUAGGGGUAAACAAAGAAAUAGACAUGUCAGGCAUCCAUCUUUCAGUACUCUUACCUAAAUCCCGAGUCUUUUGAAAGCACAUCAAGAGAUAUGCAUGUUCCAUUUGUAGGACCAUGAAAUCUCCUCUUUCAUGUGCUUUCCUUGUAUGUAUUAUAUAUGUACCGUCUCUCCUCACCUGCUUUCAGAUUCCUUUGGGCACCCACCAUGAUCGACGAUGAAGAAGAAGAAGAAGAAGAACAUGUGAUAAACUCUGAGAUCCAUUUCAUCUCACCUUUUCCAGCUUCUCACCUCAAUUAUUUGCUUGCUUCUGAUAUGGAGGGAAGGGUCUAAACAAGUGUCAAGGAGAAAGCCGAAAAAACGAUUUAUUAUUUGAAUAUAGGUCCAGACAACUCGAGUUACUGGAUUGGAUUAAUUUUCGAAGGCUGCAUGGAGAAAGUUGAAAAAUGAUAUUCUCGUAGAUGAAUCGAACUGCACCUCGCGGUUAACAUUUACACAGAGGGAGGUUGGUGUUGACAUCUUCUUUGACAUUGUUUGUUGUUUUGCCCGUCAGCAUUUUCAACAUCGACAAAGUCCUCUAAUCAAGGUUGUCAACCCCGCGGGUUGACCCGUACACGGUCGAGCUAGUGGGUCAAGGGUUAACGGGUUACCCGUUUUAGCCCGUAAAUAUGAGAAGAGUCAUUAUAUUGUACUUAUCCUCAUAAAUUAUAUCAAAUCUCAUCUAACAUAUGAGUAAUAACAUAUAACGUUGCACCAAAGUAACAUGUCGUACUUAGAUCCAACAUAUAGUGAAAAUUCACACACACUUAUAUAACAUUAAUAUUCAAAUGUUCAACUAAGGUUUCCAAAGAUUGAGUUAGGCGGAAAAAAAUCGCUAAAUAAACGCAUUUCAUAAACCAAAGAAAAAAAAUGACACAAUUUGACCUCCAACCCGGUACCUUGUAGCGGUCGACUCGACGAGUGCGUUUGACCCAUUUUUCUUACUGGAUCAGGGUCAAAGUGAAUUGGCCCGCGGGUUGACAACCUUGCCUCUAAUCGAUGCCUCGUCCUUGAACCCAAACCCCACCUUAGCCCUCUUGUCCCCUGCCUUGUCUUAACCUGAUGGUCCAAGAAUUAGUAUUUUCUAGGUCAUGAACGUAGGCCUGCGGACAUCAACAAGACGAUCCGGCCCAGUACUAUGGACAGCAACAAAGACAAUCCGGCCCAGUACUGUGUGGACAGUAACACACUGUAAUCCGGCCCAAAAUGUGGCGCCUUUCCCCAUCUCUGAUUUCCGAACGCAAAAUCAUUCCCCCGAGCAGCAGCUCGAAAGCUCGGCUUAUCUGACCGAAGAUGUCGUCAGCCAGAAUCCAACCGUCGGUGGCCGCUGCAGCUGCCUCUGCGCUCUCCUCCACCGUCAAACACAGCUUCAGCUUCAAGUUCCCUUUUCCCGCCACCGCCACUCCGGUCGUUUCCAGACGAUGCGGAAUUCGGAGAACCCUCACCGUAGCUAUGUCUACUGUAGCGUCGAACCCUCUCCAAGUCUGCGUGAAGGCGUCCAUCACCGUGCCGGACAAGCUUGGCGACUGCCCAUUCUGUCAGAGGGUAUUGCUGACCAUGGAGGAAAAGAAUCUUCCUUAUGACAUGAAGUUGGUAGAUUUGAGCAACAAGCCAGAAUGGUUCUUGAAGCUAAGUCCAGAGGGUAAAGUCCCUGUGGUAAACUUCGACGAUAAAUGGGUUCCGGAUUCAGAUGUAAUUACCCAGUCGUUAGAAGAGAAAUUCCCUGAUCCACCAUUGGCAGCACCACCUGAGAAAUCUUCUGUUGGCUCAAAGAUAUUCUCCACCUUCAUUGGAUUCCUUAAAAGCAAAGACCCUGGAGAUGGAACAGAGCAGGCAUUACUGAAUGAGCUAACUUCUUUUGACGAAUAUAUCAAAGACAAUGGUCCUUACAUCAACGGGGAAAAGGUGUCUGCAGCUGAUCUGUCCCUCGGCCCGAAGCUAUAUCAUUUAGAGAUUGCUUUGAGUCAUUAUAAAAGUUGGUCUGUUCCAGACUCGUUGCCUCACGUCAGGUCUUACAUGCAGGCAAUUUUCACCAUGGAUUCCUUUGUCAAAACACGGGCACUGCAGGAAGAUGUUAUUGCUGGUUGGCGGCCGAAAGUCUUUGGUUGAAGGAGACAUCAGAUGUGGAAACUGCCAUCGGUUUGUCAAUAAAUGGUGAGAGAGAGAGAGAGAGAGAGAGAGAGUAUGAAAUAUUUAGCAAGUGUUGUCAAACGUGGACUAUGGUGCAUUGAUGCUGACAAUUCGUGUUGAAUACUUCGCUUCAAUUUGCUCCAUGCACUAAUAUAUAAAAUGGGUGACUGAAAUGUGUAAUUUAAUUGCCGGGUGUGGAGUGGUAAUAAAAUGGUCACAGAUCUUUAAAACGUGACAUAUUGGCCAUAGAUCGUAGCACGAAGGAAUGAGGGAUGAUAAUUCUCUACACUUACCGUCGAUUGUUUAGUCAAAGCUGCCUAUUUAGAUUUGAUUACUUGGCAAAAACUAUAAAUUAAAACAUAACAUAGAGGGACUCAAGUCGGAGAAUUUGGUUAAUCGCUUUAGGAAAUCGGUCGACCGUCAAGAGUAAAAAAUGGAUUGCUUCCGCAAAAUGAUUGAUUGCUUGAGUAAAACGAAAGAUAUGACAUACCCUGUGUAAAAAAAAGGAUAUCUAAAUGUUGAGUUGAUCGGAUUUUGAGACUUGAUAUUGUACCAUAACAAUUAAAGCUUAAACGCUAGGUCUUAAUUUUAUAAAUCUCACAUGCUAAGAUUUAUUUAAUUUGAAACUAUAAUCGAUGGUCAUGAUUCGUCAAAAUACAUCCAACAAAUUAUAUGCACCAUCUUUGUGUUUAGGGUCUAUGAUUUAGAAUAUAUAUCAUGCCCCAAAUUUUGAUUAAUUUGAGGUCUACAUACCAUUUUCAUACCAAGGGUAUGUGGUACUCUAGAUUUACCUUGGGGAACCAUCUACUGUACUCCAAUGUUCGGUCAAUUCAAAGUCUAGAUAACAUUUUUUUACACCGGAUAUGCGGUACCUCCAAAUUUAUCAUGGAUACGAUGACACUCCCCACCUAUAAAAUGUCUCAAUGCUUGAGUAUGCCGUACUCCAAAGGAUUUAAUCACUGGAUGUACUUUGUUGCAUUUUGAAGACUCAAAAUCAUCGAUUUUUUUUUUAUUAAAUUGAUAAUCAAGUU